Notolabrus celidotus (New Zealand spotty) is the source of this 1850-nucleotide messenger RNA. Its product is annotated as protein TsetseEP-like. The transcript has 2 exons. The record is from RefSeq and is a predicted model, not a curated record. The coding region runs from base 143 to 1132 and encodes 329 amino acids. NCBI's taxonomy places the organism in Eukaryota, Metazoa, Chordata, Actinopteri, Labriformes, Labridae.
CAGCGUCUUCGGGGCUUUGCUUUAAGUGGUGCGCGCUUCAGCAGCCAGUUUGACUUGCGGACUUCUCCACGCUGUGAGUGCGGGAUCAAUCUGUGACUUUGUCUACUUUUACUGCAACGCAAAGAGAUUUAAAAGGUUUAUCAUGGGGAGCAGAUUAAGCAAAAAGCUAAAUGCCCCAGCCAGCAGUGCUGAAACUGAACAGAAGACUGCAGAGGAGCCAGCAGCCACACCAGCAGCCACACCAGCAGCAGAAGACUCUGGGAUAACGCAAACUCUGGAGGCUGUUGAUGUACCGAAUCUAGAAGUGAUAGUGGGGGAGGUGGUGACACCAGUGGCAUCUUUACCAUCUGAACCAUGUGUGGCAGAGUGUAAAGAGGUGGAGGCUCCUGCUGCCCCUGAACCAGAGGCUGCGGCGAAGGAAACCCCUGCACCAGUCCAACCCGAGCCUCCUGUUCCAGUCAGUGAACCAUCACCUCCAGAACCAGAACCUAUUGCAGCACCAGAACCCAUUGCUGAACCAGAGCCCACUCCUGAACCUCAGGUUGCCCCAGAACCAGCUCCAGAGCCCAUCCCUGAACCUGAACCAGAACCCAUUCUCGAACCUGAGCCUACCUCCAUUCCAGAGCCAGAAGUUGAGGCAUUCCCUGAGCCAAUUCCAGAGUCACUCCCAGCACCGGUUGAGGAAUUGGAGCAGGAGAUAGAGCUGAUGACCCAAGAGCUUCUCCCUGAGCCAGUGCUUCCUUCACCACCUCUGAUUGACCUGGGUUUCCCUGAUGUUACUCCUGAACCUGCUGACAUCCCUUCCCUCCCUGAACCUGUUCCUGCAGACGAGCCCUCAGACAUCCCAGUUGUUGAGGAAUACCCAGGCGACAUUGAAGUUCCUGUAAUUUCAGCAUUAGAGCCAGAAAAGCCUGAGGAAACAUCAGAAUUUGUGGUGAAGCAGAUUGAAGUGGAGGCUGAAGAUGAUCUGCAGAAGCUUGUGGGUGAUGUCAACAUGGAAAGUGUUAAUGGACUACUAAAGAACUUGGAGCUGAAAGGAAAUGACCUUCUCGCUGAUCUCAUUCCCACUGAUGUCAAGAUCCCAGAUGACAGUCUCAUCACAAACAUGAGCACUCCCACCGAGCUGAUGUGAAUUCGCAGAAGAAGAAAUAUGAAAGCAGUGAAUGGAUGUUUUCUGUGAAACCCUCUUCACCCUGAUCAUGAAGUCUGAAAGAAUCAGAUACAAUAUUUGAUUUACUUACACUUUAAGGGGCAUAAUCAAGGCAAAAAUGGCUUUUCUCUGUCAAAAUAAUCAUAAUGUGCCAAAUGAACUGGGAUCAAACUGGUGUCUUGUUACACAAAACUACAUAUUGACACAUAUGUUUUUGAUACAUUUAUACAGCCACCAGGUGUGUGGGUGAGGGGUAGAGGAGCUCAAACGACACAGGAGAUGGGUGAAUUUGAGUUUAUUGUUGGACAUCAGAGAUUUUUCUCUAUGCAAAUUCACUAAUCAAGAUUUUAAAUGUUUUUCUUUUUCAUUGCUAAUUAAAAACCCUGUAUAAGGAUAGUGUGUAAAAAUGAAAUUUAAAAUCUUCUUAAGGUGUUUAUGGGAAUGCACAGCACUCAUAAGUUAAUGCAAAAUGACAGGCAAGGGACAGUAGCAAUGCAGAUGGAGACAGUUUGUGCAGACCGCUAUUUAGCAAGAAACAAGGGUCCAAUAAGCAUUUAUUCCUUAACAUACUCAUGUUGGAACCUUGCAAUACUUCUCUAACAGGUGUGAUUGCCAUCUAAUUGCUAUUUCAAUACAAUAAGAUGGUAUUUUUUUAACCCAAAUUGUGGCUUGCUUGUGAAAAUAAAGAUAUUAUUCAAUA